GUGAACUGGGGUUGCUGUACAACUUCCACCAGUACCUGAUUCCAGUCCGAUUUCUCAAGUUUGAACAACCAUACAGCACUCAUUCUACUCUAUGGCUCCUACAGCUUCUCAGGCGACUCCAAUCAAUGUUAAACUACUACUCAUAGGCAACUCCUCUGUGGGCAAGAGCAGUCUUCUUUUACGAUUUUCGGAUGAACAAUGGUUACCUGAGGAUGAAAGUAGUGCCACAAUUGGUGUAGACUUUAGAGUGCAUAAGAUGGAUGUGAAGGGGAAGAAAGUCAAACUUAGCAUCUGGGAUACUGCUGGACAAGAGCGAUUUCGAACUAUCACAUCGUCAUACUACCGAGGCGCGCAAGGCAUUAUAUUAGUUUACGACGUAUCAUCUCGAGAGUCGUUCGAUGCUCUGCCUCGUUGGUAUAGUGAGCUCGGGACGUACGUUUCGGAGUCUGUGGUGAAGAUCCUUGUUGGAAACAAAGUCGACAAGGAGUUUUCUCGUCAAGUACCGGCAGCUGAAGGUUCGACAUUCGCUGCAAGGAUGAACUCGCUCUUUAUCGAAGCUUCCGCUAAGACGGAUGUCAACGUUAAGGAAACCUUUCAGGGAGUUGUAGAGAGAAUUCUAGAUACCCCCGAGCUGUGGGAGGGCGGAACGUCCAAGGGCCAGAGAACUGAUGGUGGAAGAGGAGGUGUUCCCGGCGGCGUCCAGAUAGUUGGAACGCCAGAGUCCGACCCUCAGUCAAGCUGCUCAUGUUGAUUCAUACGAUACCCUCGCUGUUAUGCACUGUCAUGAUCAAGACGUGUUUGGAUAUCUGUUAUACAUACCUAUAUGUAAGUUCCAGUAUAAUACCCUUGAUAUACAAAUAUAAUACACGGACCUUGAAACCAUUUACUUUCUUCAUUACAGACUCAUUCCCCUCCUUGCGUCAAAUCCAGGUUCUUUUCUCUUUUGAAAUCCGCCUUACCACUCCCAAUGCAUCCUAGAUACGUUCGAUGCGAAUCAGCACACUUCUUUUGCGAUACUGACCAACUCGAGGUUAUCCUGGGUUAUCUGAAACCUCGUUCCGGAUCCAAAGGUUUAGAACCGCACAUGUCAAUAUCAAGAUCCACA
This is a messenger RNA of Marasmius oreades (fairy-ring Marasmius), 1105 nucleotides long. RefSeq lists its product as uncharacterized. Gene Ontology annotation, molecular function: GTP binding; GTPase activity. Gene Ontology annotation, biological process: regulation of exocytosis; protein secretion. The transcript is spliced from 6 exons. The record is from RefSeq and is a predicted model, not a curated record. NCBI's taxonomy places the organism in Eukaryota, Fungi, Basidiomycota, Agaricomycetes, Agaricales, Marasmiaceae. The coding region runs from base 92 to 751 and encodes 219 amino acids.